GACGCUGACUGGUUCCCAUCGCUAAAAUGGCUGUGCAGGGAACAGAGGAGGAUUUUGAAACUUUCUUCACAAAUGUUCAGUCCUGGUUGAAAAUAAUCCAGGAACGUUUGCAAGUCACUGACAAUGUUGAAGGACCAAAGGAAGCUCCGUACGCCAGGCUGAAGGAGACUGAGGAAAUCUUGGCUGAGGAACCUGUAGGAAGAAUGAGGAUACAGUUGGUACAGGUAAAGGCAGAUUUGCUCCUGGAGGACAACAGUGAUGACAAGAGGCAUGAGUUCCACAGAGCAUUGAAACAGAUUGGAACAGCAUGUGAAGAUAUACAGACGAACAUGGUGCAUUGUCAUAGUUGCAUUGAAUGGGUGUUGCUACACUGGAUGAAGUACUUGAAGGCGAGGGAGGAUUAUUUCGCAUGGCUGAAGCUGGAGUCUGAUCUUGAAUCACAACUGACCUUAAAGGACAAGAAGCUUCAGCUAUCCCACAAAAUUCUGCUGGGCAGCAUCUUUAAUCAGACAGUUUUACUCGAGCGUCUUCUCCAGGAAUCGGAGUCCUUGUUCACCAAAACCACAGAUGAGAUUCUCAAUAAAGAAUCUCAACAGAAAUUAAAAUGGGAUCACGGGGAACUUGAGAUGAAAGCCAAGCAAAUGGUGACGAAUUUGUAAGGACAUGUGCAGCAGCAUCAGGUUUAUCUGGACAACUGGGAGAAAUUCCAAAACUGGCUGCAGUUAAUGGCAGAAAAUCGCAACCGUUGCAUGACCCACAGGAGCAGCAAGCAUCACCUGGAUGGAUCACUCCGGGAACUGUGGGAUUUGUGCAACAUUCUCAGCAGCAAGAAACGAGAGCUGGACAAUCUGCAGAACCAAGCUGAAGCUGUGAUACGGAACACAUCCCCCAAAGGAGCAGAGAACGUUGUCAGAGGCCUGGAGAAACUGAGCACGGACUGGGAGAAGCUGAAACUAAAGUGUCGACUGGCGGAAGGCCCAUUGCAGCUGGCGUGGCAGUCCUUGCUGGAGUACCUGUCCAGGUACCUGAAGCGUCGCUGAAAAUCUGUCCCAGCCCGUGUGCGCGAUUUU
Messenger RNA from Amblyraja radiata (thorny skate), 1070 nucleotides. RefSeq names its product nesprin-3-like. Lineage: Eukaryota; Metazoa; Chordata; Chondrichthyes; Rajiformes; Rajidae. The record is from RefSeq and is a predicted model, not a curated record.